AUGCAGCGGGCCAACGAUGAGCCUGUGCAAGAAUCAGAAGCAAAACGGAACUAUGAGAGUGACCCUCGACCUGGACAGGAGAUCGGACCCUACAAGAAGGCCCUGCAUGAUAAUGAUGGACUGUUCUCAACCAUCUACAAGUCCAAAGAUUCUGAUGGCAAUCUCGUGGCUUUAAAGGUCACCGUUCCGCAAAUGAUGGAACCGCCACAUGAUUCAGUGCGCGAAGCAAGAAUACUACGCCGCAGCGCAAGUGCCAAUGUGAUUCCGCUGCUGGACACUUUGCACGAACCGGGUCAGCGAUUUGUUCUUAUAUUUCCAUACAUGCACUGUCAAUUGGGCGAGCUGCUGCAGCAGAAUCAGCUCUCAGAGAAAGAGAUCCAGUCCCAUUUGCGUGACAUGUUUCGCGGAUUGGACCAUGUACACUCACUAGGUGUUAUACAUCGUGACGUUAAACCGUCAAAUAUCCUACUCCGCGGACCGUUGGGCCCGGCAUAUCUGGCCGACUUUGGCAUCGCUUGGGACCCAGAGGAUGUGGUUUCUGAACCAGCUAGCGAGAAGAUAACUGAUGUUGGAACAACAUGCUAUCGGCCACCUGAGAUACUGUUUGGAGCGAAGGAUUAUGACACCAGCCUUGAUCUGUGGGCUGCUGGAUGUGUUGUCGCUGAGGCUAUCAGCCUGUCAGGCCAUCCGACGUUAUUCGACGCUGGCGAGCUCGGCAGUGAGCUGGCGUUAAUACAUUCCAUUUUUACCACCCUGGGAACACCGAGCCUUGAGUCUUGGCCGUCUGCGAAAAAGUUGCCUGAUUGGGGGAAAAUCGAAUUUAAGCAGUAUCCUGCAAAACCGUGGGAGGAAAUCCUGAGCCAGGCACCGCCCGCCGGCCGAGACCUGGUGCGGCAGUUGGUCAGAGACUCUGGGGCUUAG
Messenger RNA from Arthroderma uncinatum, 921 nucleotides. Its product is annotated as cell division protein kinase 3. Lineage: Eukaryota; Fungi; Ascomycota; Eurotiomycetes; Onygenales; Arthrodermataceae. Gene Ontology annotation, molecular function: cyclin-dependent protein serine/threonine kinase activity; ATP binding. The record is from RefSeq and is a predicted model, not a curated record. The transcript is spliced from 3 exons. Bases 1 to 921 code for a protein of 306 amino acids. Gene Ontology annotation, biological process: protein phosphorylation. Gene Ontology annotation, cellular component: cytoplasm; nucleus.